Messenger RNA from Talaromyces marneffei, 2232 nucleotides. RefSeq lists its product as uncharacterized. The record is from RefSeq and is a predicted model, not a curated record. Gene Ontology annotation, biological process: microtubule-based movement. The transcript has 7 exons. Bases 1 to 2232 code for a protein of 743 amino acids. Gene Ontology annotation, cellular component: kinesin complex; microtubule; nucleus. Lineage: Eukaryota; Fungi; Ascomycota; Eurotiomycetes; Eurotiales; Trichocomaceae. Gene Ontology annotation, molecular function: microtubule binding; ATP hydrolysis activity; ATP binding.
AUGAACCCCUCGACGAAACAGCCGUCGAACCAGACGUCAUUAUUCCAGGUCUUCCUCAGACUGCGACCCCCCAUCACAAAAGAAGAAGCAGCUAAUGCACACCGUGGCGAACGAUAUCUGAACGUUGAACCAGUUGAAACCACAAAGGUCAACGACGUCUCCGAGCCACAGAACCGUCACCCCACGCAUAUCACAUUACAGCCGCCAAAUGAUUCACGAAAACGUGCAGUCGAAAAGUUCGCUUUUACUAGGGUGUUUGAAGAGAGUUCCAAGCAGUUGGAGGUAUUUGAGAAUACUGGCAUGCCCAAUUUAGUCAAAGGUGUUUUGAAAGAAGGUCGGGAUGGGCUGGUUGCCACGCUCGGUGUGACGGGCAGUGGAAAGAGUCACACCAUACUGGGCACAAAAACUCAGCGCGGUAUAACACAGAUGUCUCUUGACAUUCUCUUUCGAUCUCUUGCCAAUACCAUACGUUCCGCGGACAACUUUGAAGAUCCAACACUUCUCGCAUCUCUAAGUGCGGCAGAUGCAUCUGAAGCCCAGUUGUUUUCUGCUCGUAACUUUAUUGACAGCAUUUAUGGAGACCCAACUGAACGAGGUCGAGCUUCCAGAGCUCACACUCCAAUGUCCAGAGGCCAAACUCCAUUGAUGGAUUCGACUCACACACCCAUGAUACCCCGACGCCAAUUGAACCAGCGUCUCAAUGCUCUACCAUCACUGCCCAAUACCAACCAUCUAGUUACAGAGAUUGAUUCACAAGCAGAGCACGUGGUUGUUGUCUCUAUGUAUGAAGUCUACAACGACCGCAUCUUUGAUCUACUCUCUCCAUCACAGGUCUCCGGGACUGCAAGCCGAGGAGCGAACAGCCAGAAAGAGAAACGAAGAGCUCUGCUUUUCAAAUCUACAGAAGGCUCACCAGACCGCAAAAUCGUUGCGGGUUUACGCAAAGUCGUGUGUAGCACCUACGAAGAAGCUAUGAUGGUUUUGGAGACUGGCCUCACUGAGCGACGCAUUGCUGGAACCGGAAGCAAUAACGUCAGCUCUCGAAGCCAUGGUUUCUUCUGCCUUGAAGUGAAGAAGAAAAUUCGUGGGCGUCGAUUUGGAGAGAUUUCAUGGACCGGGAAUUCUCUGACUGUUGUAGACUUAGCUGGAUCUGAACGUGCUCGAAAUGCUAGGACAGCUGGUGCCACAUUGGCUGAGGCUGGGAAGAUUAACGAGAGUUUGAUGUAUCUCGGCCAAUGUUUGCAGAUGCAGAGUGAGAUAUCCGAGGGAAAUAAGACCGUGGUGCCAUACAGACAAUGCAAGCUUACCGAGCUACUGUUUUCCAACUCAUUCCCUUCUUCUCACUCGGCAUCACAUAGCCGUUAUCCGCAAAAGGCAAUCAUGAUUGUUACCGCUGACCCAUUGGGUGACUUCAACGCUACCUCACAGAUUCUUCGCUAUUCUGCCUUGGCUCGUGAGAUCACUGUUCCUCGCAUCCCAUCCGUCUCAAGUACAAUUCUAUCAAGCUCAACAUCAACAACCCAAAGCCGUCCACCAACAUCGACCGGCCGAAUCACACCCUAUACAGCGUCUACUGAAGACCUCCAAGAGGCUGCUCGGGAAAUUGUUAGAAUCACAGAUGACUACGAGGCCUUGAUUGUGAGGCUCGCAGAGGAGGAGAUUGCUCGUCAAGUGGCGGAGUUCAAACUCAAAGCUGCCGAGGAAAAGUGUCUCAUGAUUGAGCAAGAAGUUCGAGAGGAGUGCUGGGCCGAGAUGGAUGACAAAAUGGAAGAGGAACGCAAACGUUGGCAGGAAGCCAUGGAUCGACAGGCUGGCCACCAUGAAGAGCACCUCGAUAAUAAACUAGAACUUGCCUCUCGUGGCAUCAAGAUCUACGAAGACCCAGAACCAACGGCUGAUGAACGAGUCGACGAGCUUGAACGCGAGAACGAAUUCCUGAGAAGCAGAUUAGCCGCUCUAGAGCGUCAACUCAACGCUCGAUCGUCUCCAACUCGCAAACCCAAGCCUCGCCGUACUACCGUACGCAACAGUGAAGCAGAAAAUCACCAUAACCUCCUCCUAAGCAGCGACAGCAGUGACUUCGAAAACAUGUUUCAGCGUGUCACUGCCUUCAAAGUUGCUGAAACGUAUAAGUCACCGAUUAAGCCCAAGGCUGUUUUAGUGCAUGGUGCUCGAAACCCGAGAAGAAUGGCGUCGCGGAAGAAGGAUCUGGGCCCAGAGGACGAUCUAUAA